CGCCAAAAUACUGAAGUGGACAAACCGAAAGCGUCAAAGAGCUUACAUCGUGUUCCUGCUGUACAAGAGCGUCUGUACUUCUGCUGGUGAUGGUCAGCGGCUGAUUGUUUCCUGAAAGCUCUGCUAAUGUCUGCAUUGGUGUUUUAGCUGCAGUAUGGCAGAGGAGCGAGUAAAGGACUCUCUCUCAGAGAAACACAGUGUGAGAUCAGGAUCAUGUGUGUCUCUGAAGAGUGACCAGUCUAAAGAUGUUUUUCCACCAGACUUCAGAGAGAAAACCCCAUCAUCUGCCAACAGUGUGAGAUCAGGAUCAUGUGUGUCUCUGAAGAGUGACCAGUCUAAAGAUGUUUUUCCACUAAACUUCAGAGAGAAAACACCAUCGUCUGUCAACAGUGUUGGAUAUGAGUUACCAGAUUCAGGAGACGAGACUCACAGGAGCCACAAGAGUUUUUCAGGAAACCUCCAGAGGAUCUUUCAGAAGCUUGAAAGCAAAAUGAUCAGAUUUUUGAAGAAUGAACUGGAAAAGUUUAUGAAAAUCUUACAAGAAGAAAACGGUCAAGAGUUUGUAAAGGACUUUAAUGACAAGAGAAGCAAAAUCACAGAAGCAGCUCUUGAUCUCACACUCUUCUUCCUGAGAGAGAUGAAGCAAGAUGAAGUUGCUGAUACUCUCCAGGUUGAGCUGUUCUUCAUCAAUCAGCUUAAAUGUAGCCUAAAGAAGAAAUAUCAAAGUGUGUUUGAAGGAAUUGCUCAGCAAGGAGACUCCACACUUCUGAAUAACAUCUACACAGAUCUCUAUAUCACUCAGGGUGCGAGUGAACAGGUCAACACUGAACAUGAGAUCAGACAGAUUGAAGUUGCUUCUAGGCGUCAUCAGUCACUAGAUAUGAAGAUUGAAUGCAAACAUUUGUUUGAAGCACCUGAACAACACAAGCAGAUCAGAACUGUCCUGACAAAAGGAGUUGCUGGCAUCGGGAAAUCAGUCUCUGUGCAAAAGUUUGUUCUGGAUUGGGCUGAAGGGAAAGAAAAUCAAGACAUCAGCUUCAUAUUUCCUCUUCCAUUCAGAGAGAUGAACUUAAAGGAGACAGAAAAACAAAGUUUAAAAGACCUCAUAACUCAGUUUUUCCCAGAGACUAAAGGACUGGACCUUACAAGAAGCACACGAUUCAAAGUCCUGUUCAUCCUUGAUGGAUUGGAUGAAUGUCGUCUUCCUCUGAACUUUGCUGGUAAUGAGACGUGUGGUGAUGUAUCUUCAGCAGUCUCUCUGGAUGUUCUCCUGACGAACCUCAUCAAGGGAAAUCUGCUUCCUUCUGCUCUCAUCUGGAUCACCAGCAGACCAGCAGCUGCCAGUAAGAUUCCUGCUGACUGUAUCGACCGGCUGACAGAGAUACGAGGAUUCAAUGAUGCCCAAAAGGAGGAGUACUUCAGAAAGAGACUCACAGAUCAGAAUCAGGCUAGAGAAAUCAUUGAUCACAUUAAACAGUCAAAGAGUCUCUUUAUUAUGUGCCACAUCCCAAUCUUCUGCUGGAUUUCAGCCACUGUUCUCCAGAACAUUUUGAAGGAAAACAGAAAUACUGAACUGAAACACAGGGCUAAUGCUGAAACACUGCAGGAAUCUCCCAAGACUCUGACACAGAUGUACACACACUUUCUCCGCUUUCAGAUCCAGCAGAGCAGAAGAAAGUAUGAUGGAGAAAACACACCAGAUGUCUCCUGGGAUCCAAACCUCAUCCUUUCACUGGGGAAACUGGCCUUCCAGCAGCUGGAAAGAAACAAUGUGAUCUUCUAUGAGAGCGAUCUGAAAGACUGUGGCAUUGACGUCUAUAAGGCAUCGGUGUACUCAGGCAUGUGUACCCAGAUCUUUAAGGAGGAGACGGGGAUCAUUUUUGGUACCAUGUACUGCUUCCUUCACUUGAGCAUUCAGGAGUUCAUUGCAGCCCUUUAUGAGCAUCUGUUUCUAGACAUCAACAAGACGUGUCAAUCAAUGUUUUGUCACAAAAGCAGAAAUAAAUGUAUGAUUGAUUUGCUGAAGACUGCAGUGGACAAGGCUCUGGAAAGUGAGAAUGGACAUCUGGACCUUUACCUUCGCUUUCUUCUCGGUCUGUCACUCCAGUCCAAUCGACAACUAUUACGAGGCCUGUUGACACAGCAGGAUGACAGAGACCAGAGCAAAGAGGAAAUAAUUGCAUACAUCAAGCAGAAACUUGAAGGGAAUCUGUCUCCAGAGAGAUCCAUCAAUCUGUUCUACUGUCUGAAUGAACUGAAUGAUCAAACUCUGCUGAAAGAGAUUCAGUCUCACCUCAGUAGAGGAAGUCUGUCAUCUGCUGACCUUUCACCUGCCCAGUGGUCUGCUCUGGUCUUUGUGUUGUUGACCUCAGAGGAGGAGCUGGAGGAGUUUGAGCUUCAGAAAUUCCAGAGAUCAGACGAGUGUCUCAUCAGACUAUCAGCAGUCAUCAAAAUCUCCAAAAGAGCUCUGCUACAGUGCUGUAAUCUCACUGUCCGGUCUUGUGAGAUUUUAUCUUCAGUUCUUCAAUCCUCAAACUGUGUCCUGAGAGAGCUGGACCUGAGUAACAAUGACCUGCAGGAUUCAGGAGUGAAGAAGCUCUCUCAUGGACUGAAGAGUCAACAAUGUAAACUGGAGACUCUGAGAUUGGUCAUGAGUAAUCUCACUGCUCAGUGUUGUGAGAUUUUGUCUUCAGUUCUUCAAUCCUCAAACUGUGUCCUGAGAGAGCUGGACCUGAGUAACAAUGACUUGCAGGAUUCAGGAGUGAAGCUUCUCUCUAAAGGACUGAAGAAACCAGAGUGUAAACUAGGGACACUGAGAAUGGUCAUCUGUAAUCUCACUGUCCGGUCUUGUGAGAGUUUGUCUUCAGUUCUACAAUCCUCAAACUGUGUCCUGAGAGAGCUGGAGCUGAGUAACAAUGACCUGCAGGAUUCAGGAGUGAAGCUUCUCUCUGAUGGACUGAAGAGUCAACACUGUAAACUAGAGACACUGAGAUUGUCUGGCUGUAUGGUGACAGAGGAAGGCUGUGGUUUUCUGUCUUCAGCUCUGACUUCAAACCCCUCACACCUGAGAGAGCUGGAUCUGAGCUACAAUCAUCCAGGAGAUUCAGGAGUCAAGCUGCUCUCUGAACAACUGGAGGAUCCAAACUACACACUGGACAAACUCAAUCUGGAUCAUGGAGGAGAGAACAGGAUUACAGCAGGACCACGCAAAUAUGUCUGUUUCCUCACACUGGAUCCAAACACAGCACACACUCGUCUCAUUCUGUCUGAGGAGAACAGAGAGGUGAAGCGUGUGUUAGAGGAUCAGCCGUAUCCUGAUCAUCCAGACAGAUUUGAUUAUUGUCCUCAGGUGUUGUGCAGAGAGAGUGUGUGUGGACGCUGUUACUGGGAGAUUGACUGGAGUGGAGAUGAUCACGGUGUGUAUAUAUCAGUGUCGUAUAAGAGCAUCAGCAGGAAGGGAGGAGGUCAUGAGUCUUGUUUUGGAUAUAAUGAUCAGUCCUGGAGUUUGUUCUGGUCGUCUUCCAGUUUCUCAUUCAUUCACAACGAUAGAGAGACUCGUCUCCCAGUAGAGCAGAUCAGCAGGAGAAUAGGAGUGUUUGUGGAUCACAGUGCAGGAACUCUGAUCUUCUACAACAUCUAUAGAGACACAAUGAGCCUCAUCCACUCAGUCCAGACCACAUUCACUGAGCCGCUCUGCCCUGGGUUUGGGGUUUAUCGCGAAUCAUCAGUGAAACUACUGAAGACUGAGAGACUGAGGAGAGAUUUACCCAUAAUCCUCCGCAGGAUCAGUCAGUAGCAGUGAGAUUUUCUGUGGUCUCUUCUGUGUUUUUUUUUUUCACCAAAGAAGGCUCACACAAAUUCCAAAGACAGAUACUGAACAGAUACACAUGGUCAAGAAAGACACUUCUACCUGUACUUGUAACAAAAUAGCUGGUAAACUCUGCCCUGUCUCUUUUCCUGGGCUGCCUUUUUCCCUGGUCUGCUUCUCUCCUGCUCUGGAGUGACCCUCAACACAAAGGGCAAAAUCAACCAGGGCAUCAAUGUCAUGGGCAGGCCCUGCCUUUAAGAAAGGUGAUCUUGAAUGCCACUCUGGAUUCCUCAGUAGUGUAAGGAUGAGGCUGAGCAUCUCCUGAAAGACUGACAGGAGCUUGUAUUCCCGUCAUAGGGUGGUGGGAUAUUUGCAUGGGGCUCUGAUUCAGGAUGGAAACCCAAACUAGGACAUUUGCAGUCUAGAUAAAUGAGACCACAAGAGGACAAUAAGUCAAGUGUUUUUCUUUUCAUUCUGAUAAUGCUUACAGCUAUUGAAACCCAAUACAUUUGCAAGUCUCCGAAAAUGUGUAUAUAUUAUGGCCAAUAAAUAAAAACAAAAGGAUUUUAA
Molecule: messenger RNA, 4378 nt
Organism: Danio aesculapii
Lineage: Eukaryota; Metazoa; Chordata; Actinopteri; Cypriniformes; Danionidae
Product: NACHT, LRR and PYD domains-containing protein 3-like
Exons: 13
Coding region: 155-3796 (1213 amino acids)
Molecular function (GO): protein binding
Source: RefSeq, a predicted model, not a curated record